UCGGUCUUUGAAUCUUUUGGUGUGCGGACGUUACGUAUCUUCCAUUUCUCGACGCUCGAGAUUCAAGUGCUCACAUCCGAGUUUCGUCUUUGGGUAUGUGUAUAUUGGUGCCGUUUUAUCACGCUAUCUCAGCAACAGCGAUAACAGCAGCAGCAUUGGCCACUAAUUAAAUGCUGAACUGAAGUGUCUGUGUGUCAAUUGAAUCUGUACGACUUUUGAUUGAAUUAAAUUACGAAUUACAAAAUACAAUAGCAAUCUGCAAUUAACGGUAAUUAAGCCGGACCACCGCGGUAAUUUAAACAACUUGAUCGGGUGCCAAAAGAUACUUUUUACACACACUCCGUUGGGAUAAUUAAAGGACAGUGCUUGCUUGUGUGUGUCCUUUUGGUGGAGUGAUUGUGUGUACAGUGGUUGUGGAGGAAUUUCUCAUUAAACCGGCGCUAAAAGGAUUACGAACCCGUUCAUCUCCAUCAGACUUGCAGCGGAGCAAAUAACGUUUCUUCUUCGAGUUCUUCAUCGACCGGAAACUUAACCCCGAAAACAGAUCUUGAAAUUAUGAUGUCGCAUCAACUGCAGCAGACACGUCGCCGCUUGGGAUCCGUUAGCGAUUCGGCGCCACCCUCGGAGUCCAGUGAGGGCACCGGCUCCUCCUCGGAGCCCAGGGAUGAGCUGAUCCUGCACGCCGACUGGUCGGCCCACUCGCACUCAUCGGCGCAAAGGAGCAGCGCCCAUGGAACCACAUCCCUGUACAACGCGUCGGACAUCGAUGCGGACACCAUCAGCACGGACACCACGAGCAACACAAAUCUCUCGGACUACGAGCGGGGUCAGGUGGAGAGUUUCUUCGGGGGAUUGGGCACAGAGAUAUUCGUGAGCGGCGCCUUGGCCAAUCUGUACGAGGGAACCGGAAACGAUGGCGACUGGCGUCUGGUAUUCACUGGCAUUCCGGUGAUACUCCACGACAAGGGCAACUCCAAGGCCAGGUCCAUGCCCAGAGUGACACUGGUGCUGGCGGAGAGGGGUUCCAGCUUUGCCCUAUGGUCGGAUCGCAUUGACAACCUGUCGAACUACCGGAUUGCGGGUCCCUCGUUUCACACCAUGUGCCGGUCGAGCAAUCACCAGCAGAUGAUCGGCUUCAGCUUCGAUUCGACGGAUGCGGCCCGUGAGUUGUGGCUGCAUGUGGAGCGUUUGGUCAGCGAUCCGGAGAACAUCGCCUUGACCGUGCCCGGAAAUCGGAAGCAGAAGAAACAGAAGCGCGUUAAGCCGGCCCCGUUGCCACCGAAAUCGCAGAUUUCGCAUCCGUGCCAGUUCCACCACGUGACCAGUGUGGUGAAGGAGGACAGCGAGCGGUACUACAGCAUGCAGGCCUUUGGACCCCCCAAUCCUCAGCAGCAUCGUUGAGUAGGGUCGGGCGCCUGGAUCUGGAACACGAGCGCCCUUUGGUGGCAGAACUGAGAGCCUGCCUCAAAUCAAAACCCCCAAAACAAUUCAAAAAUCCAGCAAAAUCCCCCCUCUAGUUUGUACUCAAACAUAGCUAUAGAUCCGUUUGUUAUAGGCCUAAGUUAUGCCAAUGUGUGACCCGAGCAUAGCACUCGGCAAAACACAUUUAUCUGUGAUACGAUUUAGGCGUCUUUAAUUUAGAAGAGGUAACUAAAACAAAUUUGAUAAAGAACAUUUUUAAUGGAAACAUAGUUAAUAGAGCGAGAACUUUUUCAAGUUAUACCAACAUAUUUAACGAUUAACGUUUUGUCAAUAAGCGAGUUUUUGUAAAACCUUUUCUAAUAUCACGCAUAGAACACAUAUACCCUUAUGCAUAAAUAUAUUCGUACCAUAUAGUCCUGAUAUCUAUCGAUUAAUCUGUAUGUCCACAUUUGCAGGCACUGCAAAUGCUUUUUGAUACCUAAAAGCUUGUUUUCUUAUCGGAUUAACAAACUAAACACAGACAAAGAAACAAAAACUGUUUUUGAAAUCUAUGUAUCAUAUUAUAUACAUGAAUAUAUAUGCUAUAUUAAACCUAUCUAUAUAUUAUAUGUAGCUCUAAGCAUUACAUCAUAGCCGCUUAUCUGUAUAUCUCUGAACUUCAUAUUUUGCCUGUGCAAAAAAAUCGCGAGAAUCAAAUAAAGCUGACAGAAAAAAAAGCAAA
Molecule: messenger RNA, 2143 nt
Organism: Drosophila elegans
Lineage: Eukaryota; Metazoa; Arthropoda; Insecta; Diptera; Drosophilidae
Gene: MESR3
Exons: 4
Coding region: 556-1401 (281 amino acids)
Biological process (GO): regulation of transcription by RNA polymerase II
Cellular component (GO): nucleus
Molecular function (GO): RNA polymerase II cis-regulatory region sequence-specific DNA binding; DNA-binding transcription factor activity, RNA polymerase II-specific
Source: RefSeq, a predicted model, not a curated record